AUGGCGGGGACGCGGAAUUACGACUUUCUAAUCAAACUCCUGCUCAUCGGAGACUCUGGCGUGGGCAAGUCCUGCUGCCUGCUUCGUUUCAGCGAAGACUCCUUCACCCCGUCCUUCAUCACCACCAUCGGCAUCGACUUCAAGAUCAGAACAAUAAACCUCGACGGCAAGCGGGUAAAGCUGCAGAUAUGGGAUACUGCCGGACAGGAGAGAUUCCGAACUAUCACUACUGCCUAUUACCGCAAUGCCAUGGGCAUCCUGCUUGUCUAUGAUGUCACUGACGAGCGAUCAUUCAAGAACAUCCGAACUUGGUUCUCGAACGUUGAACAGCAUGCCAGCGAGGGAGUUCACAAGAUACUAAUCGGUAACAAAUGUGACGGAGAAGAGAAGCGCGCCGUAACGGUCGAGCAGGGCCAGCAGCUCGCCAACGAGCUCGGUAUCCCGUUCCUCGAAGUCUCUGCCAAAAACAACAUCAACGUCGACAAGGCCUUCUACAGUCUCGCCACCGAAAUAAAGAAGGACAUGGAUGUCUCCAAGGCAGAACAGGCUGGCUCCCAGGGCGUCAACAUAGACAACCAGAACGGUGGCGCCGGCGGCUCUCUCGGGAAGUCAUGCUGCUAG
This is a messenger RNA of Trichophyton rubrum CBS 118892, 621 nucleotides long. Its product is annotated as GTP-binding protein ypt2. Gene Ontology annotation, molecular function: GTPase activity; GTP binding. Gene Ontology annotation, cellular component: endosome; plasma membrane. Bases 1 to 621 code for a protein of 206 amino acids. The record is from RefSeq and is a predicted model, not a curated record. The transcript has 3 exons. NCBI's taxonomy places the organism in Eukaryota, Fungi, Ascomycota, Eurotiomycetes, Onygenales, Arthrodermataceae. Gene Ontology annotation, biological process: protein localization to plasma membrane; regulation of exocytosis; protein secretion.